AUGUUCAACAAAUUUCCCCUGCAGUUUCUCUUAUUCUUCAUGAUUAUCUCAUGUCUUCUUCUUUCAUCUUCUUCAAGAAGAAUUUUGUCAAAGGAUGAGAAAUCCUCCCCAAUGCAAACUAAACUAGCUAAGGAAAGUGCUAUUGGACCAAUAAAAGGUGAAGAUUUGGAAAUGGAUGAUUAUCCAGGGACAGGAGCAAACAAUCACCAUGACCCUAAUGCACCAGGAAGAGUUUGA
Molecule: messenger RNA, 237 nt
Organism: Lathyrus sativus (Indian pea)
Lineage: Eukaryota; Viridiplantae; Streptophyta; Magnoliopsida; Fabales; Fabaceae
Source: the annotation of a GenBank genome assembly